UGGAAUGUGCUUGUUUACAUCCUCACUUGAUGGAGGCUCGGGACCAUGGAGGGCUGAGACUGUGGCGAUCUAAAGCUCCCACAAUCACACAUGUACACAGAUUUUAGUGCAGUGUACUUGCGUCCGGGAGCGGGGCAUGACUGAGGCUGCCCGCUGGUACUCCCUCUGCCCGCUGCUGGGGCUUCUGUGCGGAAUGUGUGGGGUGCUGGCGGCCGCAGAGCAGCUCGCCCUGCUGGAGGUAUUGGUGGAGCAACGGCCUGGGAUCAGCACCCUCCAGGGACAGCUGCUGCACCCGCGGAAAGGCUCUGAGCAACAGGGACGUGAGGCGGAGGGGCUGGAGGGCGCGUUGGUGUUGGUUCAUCAUGAUGAGCUGAUUCAGGAAGCUCCAGAGAGCACAGGGAGCAGGGUGGCACCGGAGAACUCACAAGACACAGAGCUGUGGAUCGGGGUAGUGCCUGUGGACCUGGACCAGAAGGUCUCCACGGGAAACCAAGAGUCCUUUGCUGACGCUGUUGUCCAAAAGAUGAAGCGUGCCUUGGUCCUGGGUGCGUCUGCUCUCAUAAUCCUCGCUCUCAAUCAGAACACUGUCAGUGAGAUGGACCUGUCUCAGGUCUUGGUCAAACCCAUCAUUGUGAUCCAGUCUUCUGAAAACGUCACACGCCUGUUCGGAGCUUUACUUAGGGGUUUGCAGGCCACUGUGAAGAUCACAUACCAGACCAUCCUGCAAGAUGACCUGGGAGCGACACUCACCCUGUGGUCCAGCUGUGGGCGCUCUCGAGACAGCCGCUAUGGGGAAUGGCUGGGGGUCAUCUGUACCGGAGAGAGCAACUCACAGGUCCAGAAGUAUCUGCAGCAGCUUUGGGACACAGUGCUCUUGGUGGUCCUCAUCCUCAGUACAGGUGUCCUGCUCCAGGCUCACCUGCAGGCUCAGGAGCAACCCCGGGACAACCAGCGGCAGCUGUUCACUAAACAGGAUGUGGUGAGGAGGGUGUCGUCCCUGCAGACCAAAACCUACAGUGAAGCGGUGGAGUCGGGCCCCUGUGCUGUGUGCCUGGAGCCUUUCUACAGCAGCCAGUGCCUGCGCGUGCUGCCCUGUGGACACGAGUACCACCAAGACUGUGUGGACCCCUGGCUGCUGCUGCGCCACACUUGCCCCCUGUGCAAGCGCUGCAUCCUCGGUCAGACCUCAUCUGUACACCACUGCUUCUCCUGCUCAGUAUGGAGCUCAGCAGUGACCACCUGUUCCAGUUCAGGAAGUAUAUUUUCCAUUAAUUUUACCCAUAGACUUUUUUUAUUUUAUUUUUUUGUAUUUCAAUACAUCGUGAAGGCUAGCCAGCUACGUGCUAACUAAUAUCCAUGGUUGUUAUAAGUCCAAAAAACACAUUUAAAACGCAACAUUUUUCCAAGUCUAUGGGAAACAUGAGAAAUUUACUUCUGGGACCAGGGGGUGGGUGGUCACUGGUGAGUUCCAAAGAGCUGUUGAAUUAAUCAAAAUCAUGGAAGGUGAUACAAAAAUGGAUCUGUUCAUUCACCAAACCAUCUCAUUACAGGUGCUGCAUGUAGAGACAGCUGACAGUGGACUUCAUGGCUGCGCAGAUAGCCUAAAGAUUCCCCAGGUGAAGAUGUCCUGUUUGGGGCAUGGAAGUGUUCUGGAGGCACUGGGCUGUGUAACAUGUUUAAACUAGAUUUGUGAAAUCUCGUGAAAACAACCCCAAAGAGGCAUCUGCCGCUCAGGGAUCCUUGUCAUACUUAAAGACUUUUUAUUAAUUCAUUAAUUGUUAACGUUAAACCCAAACAUGUUAAAAGGUCCUAUAUUAUGCAAAACUGACUCUUGUGAGUUUUAAACCAUGUUAAAUUAAAUUAAAUUAUACCUG
This is a messenger RNA of Boleophthalmus pectinirostris (great blue-spotted mudskipper), 1874 nucleotides long. It is a transcript of the gene rnf215, whose product is annotated as ring finger protein 215. The record is from RefSeq and is a predicted model, not a curated record. NCBI's taxonomy places the organism in Eukaryota, Metazoa, Chordata, Actinopteri, Gobiiformes, Gobiidae. The transcript is spliced from 9 exons. Bases 137 to 1351 code for a protein of 404 amino acids. Gene Ontology annotation, cellular component: cytoplasm; nucleoplasm.